Cricetulus griseus (Chinese hamster) is the source of this 474-nucleotide messenger RNA. The record is from RefSeq and is a predicted model, not a curated record. NCBI's taxonomy places the organism in Eukaryota, Metazoa, Chordata, Mammalia, Rodentia, Cricetidae.
AUGAGACUGCCUAGAAGAGCAGGAGACGCGGCGGAGCUGCGCAAGACCCUGAAGCCACUGCUGGAGAAGCGCCGGCGCGCAAGGAUCAACCAGAGCCUGAGCCAGCUAAAGGGGCUGGUAUUGCCCUUGCUGGGCGCGGAGACUUCCCGCUACUCGAAGCUGGAGAAGGCGGACAUCCUGGAAAUGACCGUGCGCUUCCUGCAGGAGCAGCCUGUGUCCCCCUACCCUACUGCAGCGCCGGAGCCCUUGGAUAGUUACCUCGAGGGUUACAGAGCCUGUCUGGCGCGCUUGGCGCGCAUGCUGCCGGCCUGCAGCGUCCUGGAGCCGGCCGUGAGCGUGCGCCUGCUGGAGCACCUGCGGCAGAGGACUGUCAGUGGUGUCCCACCUUCACAGACACCUACACCCGCCCCUGCUCCAGCUCCCUCUCCGCAGGUGCCUCCUCCAGGCAGCCCUGGCCUCUGGCGGCCCUGGUAG